Molecule: messenger RNA, 1374 nt
Organism: Cicer arietinum (chickpea)
Lineage: Eukaryota; Viridiplantae; Streptophyta; Magnoliopsida; Fabales; Fabaceae
Product: protein SGT1 homolog
Molecular function (GO): protein-folding chaperone binding
Source: RefSeq, a predicted model, not a curated record
CUACUCCCUUCCCCCUUCCAUCCUUCCACUAUUUAUAUCAUCGCUCUCUCUCUCAAUCAUACGCAUUUCUUCGACUCUCUCCCAAAACUCACACAACCCUUUCUUCUCUCUCUAAACCCUUCUUCUUCAUAUUCUACUCUCUCUGUGAUGGAUUCCGAUCUUGAAGUGAAAGCCAUAGAGGCUUUUGUCGAAGACCACUUUGAGUUAGCGGUUGAACUUCUCACUCAAGCAAUUCAUCUUGACCCUAACAAACCUGAACUCUAUGCUGAUCGUGCCCAAGCCAAUAUCAAACUCAAUAACUUCACUGAGGCUGUUGCUGAUGCAAACAAAGCAAUUGAGUUGAAUCCUUCUCUGUCAAAGUCAUAUUUGCGCAAAGGUAUUGCAUGCAUGAAGCUUGAGGAAUAUCAGACUGCUAAGACCGCUUUAGAGACGGGUGCCUCAUUGGCUGAUGACAAAUCAAGAUUUGUUAAUUUGAUCAAAGAAUGUGAUAAACUCAUUGCAGAAGAAUCUUACGCCGAACCUGCACAGGAAAAGACUACAACACAGGGUGCAACUCUGAAUGCUGUUCAUCAAGAAAAUGAUCUUGUAGAGAAGCCGAUAAUUGUGGUUGCUAAACCUAAAUAUAGGCAUGAAUAUUACCAGAAACCUGAAGAAGUGGUUGUAACUAUAUUUGCAAAGGGGGUAUCAAAGGAAAGCAUUACUAUGGAGUUCGGUGAACAAAUACUAAGUGUCACCAUUGAUGUCCCUAAUGAAGAUGCAUAUGUCUUUCAAUCUCGCUUAUUUGGAAAGAUCAUACCUUCCAAAUGCCGGUAUGAAGUUUUGUCCACCAAAAUUGAAAUUCGCCUUGCGAAAGUCGAACCUAUUCACUGGAAAUCCCUAGAAUUCACCAGAGAAACCGCAGUUGCACCAAGGACUAUUGCUUCUUCAGUUACUGGAACUCAAAGACCCACAUACCCAUCCUCAAAACCAACAAGAGUAGAUUGGGAUAAGCUUGAAGCUCAAGUUAAGAGUGAGGAGAAAAGUGAAAAACUUGAUGGCGAUGCGGCAUUGAACAAAUUUUUCCGGGAAAUAUAUCAUGAUGCUGAUGAGGAUACAAGAAGAGCAAUGAAAAAAUCAUUUGUGGAGUCUAAUGGAACAGUGCUGUCAACAAACUGGAAGGAAGUGGGAACUAAGAAGGUUGAGGGAAGUCCACCUGAUGGCAUGGAGUUGAGGAAAUGGGAAUAUUAAUAUGUUUUUCUGAAUCAAUCAAUCUUAUGUGGGAUUAUAUAAUACUUUGGAAUUUGGAUUUUUAAUGAGUUUUCAUUCAUGUCAUGUUACUUCACCUUUUUACCCCCUUGUUUGGUGAAUUUAAUGCACAUUCUGUUUUACUUUUAA